This is a messenger RNA of Paraglomus occultum, 447 nucleotides long. Lineage: Eukaryota; Fungi; Glomeromycota; Glomeromycetes; Paraglomerales; Paraglomeraceae. The record is from the annotation of a GenBank genome assembly.
AUGUGUUUAAAUCCACCUGAUAUUCAGCGUGCAGAACAGGAAGAGUUUCUCCAGAAGUUCGAUCAUAUCUCGAAAUCCGAUCUAGGUCAGUUGCUUCAACCUUCAUUCAGACGAAGCAAAAUAAUAUUCAACCGACAAGAAAAGUAUAUGAUGUUUGUACUACAGGCUUGCGCGGGAGGCAGGAGACCUUCAGAGUGCACUCAAUGUCGUAUCACAGAUAUCAAAGAUACAGAACUAGCUGAAGCUAUGUUCAAGUUGGCCGAAAAAUUUGUUGCUCGUGCCAUAAGACAGAAAGUCGUAUUACGUGUAGUGGCGUUAGCAAAGAUAUCAACGUUCUUUAUUCAGAUUGAGCAGUCUGGGCAAUCUACAAUAGUCGUAAAAUCCGAGAUUGUUUGGGCGCUUGUACGAAAACACCAAAUUUCGCAAGGGAACAGCUGGAGAAAUUAA